UAUAGUCUGACUCUUCCGGCUUCGGAGGACGCAGCCGCUGAAAUCGAACACAGCCUCAGUGAGCCUGUCUGAAACCGGAAGCAGGACCAGCGAUCACAAACAACUUGUUUUAGUUCAGUCAGGGCUGACAAAAACACGACUUUCGCUCGGAAAAUUAAAGAUGGGAACUACUGCUAGUCAUCUUGACAAGGAGGCUCUUUCAGAAUACCAGGAGCUGACAUUUCUGACAAAACAGGAAAUCCUCCUUGCGCACAGGAAAUUUAGAGAACUACAGAAUAAAGAAGAGAGGAGCAAUACUACCUCCAGGGUACCAAUGGAAAGGAUUAAUGAACUACCAGAGCUGAAGUCUAACCCUUUCAAAGAAAGAAUCUGUCAUGUAUUCUCCACCUCUGAAAAUAAAGAUGGAAGCCUCACGUUUGAAGAUUUCCUGGAUCUUCUGAGUGCUUUUAGCGACUCUGCCACUCUGGAAAUCAAAUCCCACUAUGCAUUCCGUAUAUUUGACUUUGACGAUGAUGGAACCCUUGAUUAUGAUGACCUGAAGAAGUUGGUUAACUGCCUGACCGGUGAGAGCGAGGACACACGACUGAACGAUGAUGAAAUGAAACAGCUCAUUACCAAUAUCCUUGAAGAGUCUGACAUCGACAAGGAUGGGACGGUAAACCUAUCAGAGUUUCAGCAUGUCAUUUCAAGAUCUCCAGACUUUGUCAGCUCUUUCAAGAUUGUGCUGUAAAGACUUGCUGCUGUGCUUUGGAAGUGUGUCUGUCUUUUGUGUUCCUUACAUUUACAAUUUUUUUAAGCUAAAAAGAUUUUUAAUAAUUGCCUUAAAUUAUAUUUACCCUUUGAAAUGUAUCACUCUAUCCAUUUUUUAAUGAAUAAAAAAUGUAACCCCUUUUUAAAUGUUUCCAAAAUAAAAAACAAACUUA
Molecule: messenger RNA, 923 nt
Organism: Cyprinodon variegatus (sheepshead minnow)
Lineage: Eukaryota; Metazoa; Chordata; Actinopteri; Cyprinodontiformes; Cyprinodontidae
Gene: cib1
Product: calcium and integrin binding 1
Exons: 7
Coding region: 161-730 (189 amino acids)
Molecular function (GO): calcium ion binding
Source: RefSeq, a predicted model, not a curated record